AAAACAAUGUUUAAUCCUAAUUAUUUCUUUAUUAACAAAAAUUGUUGGCAGGGCAAAGUGAGGGCUGGCAACUAAUACUGACCACAUCGAUAGGCCAAACUCGAAAGCUGACAUAUCGAUUAUUCUUUUGACAGCGCUGUUCGCGUUGCCACAUGGAGCUAAAUAAUCGCAUAUGUAUACACUGGAAACGUGCAAGUGUGUACACAGUAUUCGCUCUCUUAAGCACGUGGAAAAACAACGCGACUUGGUUUCCCCGUGGAAAAUUGAUAAUCUUUAUUAAUUUAAAGGCAUAUUUAAGCCUUAAUUAUGACGAAUCUGUACGUGCUGUAUGAGCAUGCGGCAGGCUUUUCGCUCUUCUCCGUCAAGGAGUUCGAGGAGGUCUCCAUGUUCCUGCCGCAGGUUGAGUCCUCCGUCACGGACAUUGCCAAAUUCAAUUCGAUUGUGAAGCUGGCGGGAUUUUCGCCAUUUAAGACGGCAAUUGCUGCACUGGAGAAUAUCAAUGCCAUAUCUGAGGGUAUUGUGCCUCAGGACUUGUUGCAUUUCCUCGAUGAUUUCUUCGCCAAGUUGAAGAAGAAGAAGUGCACUUUGGGCAUUGCGGAUGCAAAGCUGGGCGCUGCCAUAACUGAAUCUGUGGGCGUUCAGUGCAGCCACUUUGGUGUUGUGCCCGAGAUUUUGCGCGGUGUGCGUUUCCACUUUGCCAAGCUCGUAAAAGGCUUUACUGACAAGUCGGCUGGCGUGGCACAGCUGGGUCUGGGACACAGCUACUCACGUGCCAAGGUCAAGUUCAAUGUGCAUCGUUCGGACAAUAUGAUCAUUCAGUCUAUAGCUUUGCUGGAUCAGCUGGACAAGGAUGUCAAUACGUUCUCCAUGCGGAUACGCGAAUGGUAUUCGUAUCACUUCCCAGAACUGGUUAAAAUUGUUCCCGAUAACUACAUGUUUGCCAAGGCGGCCAAGUUCAUUAAGGACCGCAAGGACCUCACCCAAGAUAAGCUUGAGGGUCUCGAGGAAAUUGUAAUGGACUCUGCCAAGGCGCAGGCGAUCAUCGAUGCCGGUAAAAUGUCCAUGGGCAUGGACAUAUCCAUUGUUGAUCUAAUGAACAUUGAACUAUUUGCCGAGCGAGUCGUCAAGCUCUCGGAAUAUCGCAAAAAACUAUCCACAUACUUGCACAACAAAAUGAAUAGUGUUGCACCAAAUCUGCAGUCGCUCAUCGGCGAUCAAGUCGGCGCACGCCUCAUCUCGCACGCGGGCAGCCUGACAAAUCUGGCCAAGUACCCCGCAUCGACAGUACAAAUUCUGGGUGCCGAGAAGGCACUCUUCCGUGCCCUCAAGACUCGCUCCAACACACCAAAGUAUGGUUUGAUCUAUCACUCGUCUUUCAUUGGACGCGCGGGCCUCAAGAACAAGGGUCGCAUCUCUCGUUUCCUGGCCAACAAAUGCUCGAUUGCCUCGCGCAUUGAUUGCUUCCUUGAACAGCCGACGAGUGUAUUUGGUGACACACUGAAGCAACAGGUGGAGGAUCGCCUUAAAUUCUAUGAAUCGGGUGAUGUGCCUCGCAAGAACAUCGAAGUGAUGAAGGAGGCCAUCGAGGCGGCUGGUCAAGAAGUUGCAAGCACACCACAGACCGACAAAAAGAAGAACAAGAAGAAGAAGCGUCCUGCGGAUGCUGAUACAAAUGGCACAAGCAAUGGCAAUGGAGCAGCAGCACUUGAUGAGGCCGACAAUGGCAAUGGCGAUGCGGAUGGUGAGCCCAAGAAGAAGAAAAAGAAGAACAAGAAUAAAAACAAACAAGCCGUGGAGGCGUAGAUAUCACCUAUGUACCUUUUCGGUAUUCCACAUUAGCGCUUAGUUCUAAGUUCAACACUUUUUAUUUUACUUAAUAUUUCUUUCAAUAUAUCACGAUAAAGCCAACUAAAUAAACAACACUUUUACCACACAAA
Molecule: messenger RNA, 1937 nt
Organism: Drosophila grimshawi
Lineage: Eukaryota; Metazoa; Arthropoda; Insecta; Diptera; Drosophilidae
Gene: Nop56
Product: nucleolar protein 56
Exons: 3
Coding region: 307-1803 (498 amino acids)
Cellular component (GO): box C/D methylation guide snoRNP complex; small-subunit processome
Molecular function (GO): snoRNA binding
Source: RefSeq, a predicted model, not a curated record